Molecule: messenger RNA, 1314 nt
Organism: Ophidiomyces ophidiicola
Lineage: Eukaryota; Fungi; Ascomycota; Eurotiomycetes; Onygenales; Onygenaceae
Exons: 2
Coding region: 1-1314 (437 amino acids)
Source: RefSeq, a predicted model, not a curated record
AUGGCGUAUACAAAUCAACAGCUACAGAGGGCUUUGUACCUACUCCGCCUGGAAAACGAAGACUAUAGUCCUGGCCCAAUAUUCUUCGAAACUGCCCGAUACGGACUCAGACGGCGAGAGACACGACUUAUACUAAGCGGAGAAGAUGUUGAUGAUGACGAUGAGAGUGGCGAUUUCGUAGAGGUUGAGGUUAAGACACCCAAAAGAAUCAGAAUACCGGAGCCACUUGAAACGCCACCAAAAAGACGGAAGGUCGAGGUAUUGGAUAUGAGCAGAAUUUUCAAACAAAUUUUGGAAAAUAGUUGGAAAGUCCAGUCACGGAUGAAAGACGGCUUUUAUUGGGUCGCUAAAAGUGUUGUUGGAGAAGCGGCUGAAGAUACCAAUCGAUUCCAAGUUGGAAAACAAUCCAAUAUUUCAUUUGAGCCAGACAUCGAUAUAACAAAUGCCAGUGGCCCUGGCACCGCACAUGAUCGACAACCCAACAAAAUGUGCCUUUCAUCAUAUACCCCCGGGGCUGGAGUUGACUUGGAAAAGGCCAUUAAGCCGGGUCUUCCCAGUAGUCCAACACUACUGCAGCCGAACAAUAAAACGCUCGCUUACAGUAGUGUCAUUCCAAACGUAUUAGGUGUCAUUAAGAAAGACAAAAGGAGCACUGCUCAAAGGCAGGUCGUUAUAUCAACUUCAUUUGCACAUCCAAUAAAUUUCACACAUUCGCCACCCGCCAAUGGAUCAGAUCCAUGCCAUUGGUGUUAUGAUUUCACGUACGGCAUCUUGGGUCUUGGUCAGAUCCAAAUCCAGGUUAUGGAACGGCCAGAUGGUCGAGGGUACACAGAAAUGAGAGACGGGCAUUCGAUGAAUGGCAAGGAGCCCAGUAGAAUGUGUAAAAAAUGCACCAAAGAGCGGGUGAGAGCGAUGCAAUGUGCAUCACACAACAUGCAGCCGAUUAUAGGCAUUGAUAAAACGAGCUUCGCCUUUAGUGAGGCGUUUAAAACGCUGCUCCCUGAUGCCAAGGAGGGUCGAUGUAUUAAAAGAAAUCUCUGGUGUGCUAUAUGCAUCAGUCCUGCGUUUUACCGGUGCGUUCAGCCUCUGGCGGGCACAGAACUGGAAGCCAUUGCAGGCUUAGGAAGCUGUGGGCUAGUUCUAUGCGGGAAUUGUGUUAGUAUGCUCGGCGCAAGCGACGGCAGUGUUUGCAGACUGGUCGAAAGGCUGUGGAAAAUGGGCACGAAGAACCUGAGAGCUGAUGCUGAGUUUUUUCGAGUACAGGGCGAGCUUUGUCGAAGAUUUAGAAUAGGCGAGCGCAUGACGACGAGGUGA